This is a messenger RNA of Sporisorium graminicola, 1461 nucleotides long. RefSeq lists its product as uncharacterized. The transcript has a single exon. The record is from RefSeq and is a predicted model, not a curated record. The coding region runs from base 1 to 1461 and encodes 486 amino acids. NCBI's taxonomy places the organism in Eukaryota, Fungi, Basidiomycota, Ustilaginomycetes, Ustilaginales, Ustilaginaceae. Gene Ontology annotation, molecular function: acid phosphatase activity.
AUGGUCCAACUCAAGCCGGCACUGCUUGCCCUCGCGAGCACGUUGGGGUACGGCUCCUCGCUCUGGCCCAGCACCCAGUCUGGCCAACCGGUCGAUCCUAGAGUCCUGACCAACUUUGGCGGAUGGUCGUUCUACGUCCCUAACGGCGAUGCUGGGCGCUACGGGAUCGACAGCCAGCUCUUCCCAGGGUGUCAAGUCGACCAAGUCAACCUCAUGAUGCGGCACGACUUUCGCGGUCCCUCCAAAGGUGUUGGCUCGGGUAUCGCUACGAUGAUCUCAAAGCUGGUCAAUGCGAGCAAUAGCGACGAUGCGCAGGCCAAGUUCAGUAUCGGAGAUGGAGAGGUUCACCCGGAGCUCGAGUUCUUGUCGCGGCUUGAAGAAAACUACGAGGCUGUCACGCCCGAGCUUCUCACUGCGUACGGUGAGGAGGAUGCGCAUGCUAGCGGGUAUCGCUUCAAGAACAAGUACGGACACUUGCUGGGCCACAAGGACUGGUUCAAUGCACCCGUCAACCAGACUCUGCCCGUGUUUGUCAGGACGACGGACCAGAGCCGAGUCAAUGUGACCAGCUGGGCGUUCUCGCAAGGCUUCAUGGGUCUCGACUGGCGACAACGCCUGGCUGCUCCGCUCCUGACGCUGCCGGAUAGCGUCAAGACGUUCAACGACUCGCUCGCCGUUGGGACGUGUCCGUACUCGAACAACGACACUUCGUCAGACGACGCUUUUGCCGCCUGGAACAAGGUCUGGCUCCCGCCUGUAGUGCAGAGGCUCCAGCGAGCCCUACCCAGAUUGAAUCUCACCACGUCCGACGUGCAGGCCAUGCAGAACGCAUGUCCCUUCCAGUCGGCCUACCUGGGGCAUUUGUCGCCGUUCUGUGCCGUGUUCACGUUGCGUGAAUGGCAGCUCUACUCGUACGGCCAGGAUGUGCAGCAGUAUGCGAAUGCAGGAUACGGCGGGCCCCUCGGCAGGGCAUGGAGCGUCGGCUGGGUCAACGAGCUGCUCGCCCGCCUCACCGACACGCCCGUCGACGACCACACCUCGACCAACACCACGCUCGACGCGCACAACCAGACGUUUCCGCUCAAACUGCCCGUCUACCUCGACUUUACCCACGACACGCAGCUCGCCUCGGCCAUCGCCGUCAUGGGCCUGCUGCACGACAAGACGAAGCUGGACCCAUCCACCAGCUCUCCCAACAAGGACAGGCUGUGGAAUGCGGCUCACAUCGUGCCUAUGGGCGCGCGCAUCGAGGUGGAGCGCCUGACGUGCGAGAACAAGCGCGACAAGUAUGUGCGCGUGGUGUUGAACGACGCUGUGCUGCCGCUGACCGGGCUGAAGCAGUGCAGUGUGAAUGUGCAGGGGAGGAAGCAUGCUGCCGCGGGCUUGUGCAGGCUGACCGACUUUGUUGCGAGUCAGGCUUUCGCGCAGGCUGGUGGCAACUGGAACAACUGCUACCUAUAA